AUGACAUUUCCACCGCGGAUGCGACAUUUGGGUGCUCUUCCAAGAGCCUAUCGGCUCCGGCGUCCGGGGCUAGCUUGGCUAUGUCUCGGCUGUUUGCUCACGUUGCUGGUACGAAAUGAUUGGCACCCCACAAGGGGCACGCUGGCUCAGUCAACAGCUUUCAUCAGUCCAAAUGCUGGUCCUCCGCAGCAAGUUCCAUCCCUCUCCCAGAGCCGAGCAAAAGCUUGGGGAGAUGUGAUGGAAACACCAAAGCUGGAGGCCAGUGAUAGAGAUUUCAGUUUGCUUCUGGCAUCGCAGUUUCCAGUUUUCGUGGCAGUUGGGGCAUUGAUCCCCGUGCUACCAUUAUAUGGCCAAGAGUUUGGGCUCUCACAGAGCUCCGUUGGUUUGUUGGUGUCCUCACCCAGUUUGGCCAAGCUGAUUCUGAACCUUCCGUUUGGUCAACUGGCUGACAGCCUGGGGCGUCGAGUCUUGAUGGUUGGUGGCAUGAGUUUGUGCGCCAUCGCGGAUGUUGGUACGGGCUUGGCUUCCAGCCUUCCUUUCCUCAUCGUGGCGCGAUUGUUGUUAGGCGCUGGCCUAUCUUCCAGCGACGCCGGCUCCUCUGCGUGGGUAGCAGAUGCCACUGAAACGCGCCCUGAGACGCGAGCAUCAUUCUUGGGCGUCCAAAAUGCUGUCAUUGCUUCUGCCUUCGUGAUCGGCCCCGCAGUGGGUGGCUGGUUGGUGGGUGAAUUUGGCAUGCGCUCCAUCUUCUUCGUGGUGGCUAUCGGUGCAGCCACCUGUGCAGCUGGAUAUUCCUUCCUGCCCGAAUUGAGGGGUGCCAGGACGGCUGAGGAUCGAGAAGCUUCAUCCUUUCAGGAAUUGUUGAAAGCACCAGAGCAACAGGCCCUUGCAGCCAUCUCUGUUGCGUUUUAUGCUGGCACCGCCUGCAAGAUCAGUUUGCUUCCCACCGUGGCGAAGGAAGUCUUUGAUGCGGCGCCUGCAGAGGUAGGUCAACUCUUCUCAGCUUUAGCCGCGCUGGCCAUUUUUGGCACACUGGUCGGUGGACGUUUGGCCGAUGCAGUUGGUCCACGAAACAUCCUGCUGGUUUGCGGAGGGGCGUGUUCAGCAGCAUAUUUUGGUGCUGCCCUGGCCACAGAAGCUCACGCCAAGGAAGCCUUCGUGGCGUGUUUAGCCCUCUGGGCCGUGGCUGCCGCCAUCAAAUCCCCGGCGCUGCAAGCCUUCGCCAUCUCGGCGGCACCGGAGGAUCGACGCGGGGCCGCGCUAAGUGUGCCGAAGACGGUGGGGGAUUUGAGUUAUUUGAUCGCACCAUUUCUGUUGGGUGCCUUGGAUGAUAACUUUGGGCCAGAGGCAGCUUUGACCUGCUGCGCCAGCACAUUUCUGCUGGGGACUUUGGCCUUUGCCUUUCGCAGCGCUUGA
This is a messenger RNA of Cladocopium goreaui, 1413 nucleotides long. NCBI's taxonomy places the organism in Eukaryota, Dinophyceae, Suessiales, Symbiodiniaceae. The record is from the annotation of a GenBank genome assembly.